Zea mays is the source of this 709-nucleotide messenger RNA. RefSeq names its product protein ALP1-like. The transcript is spliced from 2 exons. Bases 112 to 639 code for a protein of 175 amino acids. The record is from RefSeq and is a predicted model, not a curated record. NCBI's taxonomy places the organism in Eukaryota, Viridiplantae, Streptophyta, Magnoliopsida, Poales, Poaceae.
GCUAUUGACAGUUCACAUGUUUCUGUCACAGUGCCAGCAGAUGAAGUGCUUAACUAUACAUGUCGACAUGGGUAUACAUCUCAGAAUGUGUUAGCUAUUUGUGAUUUUGACAUGAGAUUUAUCUUUGUCGUUGCUGGGUGGCCGGGUUCUGCACAUGACACACGGAUCCUGGAUCAUGCUUUAGCAAAUUUCCCUUCAUUUCCGGUGCCUCCAAAAGGUAAGUAUUAUCUCGUCGACUCUGGUUAUCCAAACCGACAAGGAUAUCUAGCCCCUUUCAAAGGAAGCACAUACCAUAUACUAGAAUUUCGACUUCGUAAUGGACGUCCUCCUCAAGGGAAGUAUGAGAUGUUCAAUUUCUUACAUUCAUCUCUUCAAAAUGUUAUUGAGAGGGCUUUUGGAGUCCUGAAGCAGAAGUGGCGUAUUUUGAAAGGCAUUCCAAGUUUUCCUACACAUACACAGAAACAUAUAAUAAUAGCUUGCAUGGCAUUGCAUAAUUUUAUUCGUGACAGCAAUUCUGAAGAUAAGUUGUUUGAUAGAUGUGAUGCUGAUGAGGAGUACUUGGACACUUGGUACAACAGAGUUUCACGUUACAAGCACAAGGAGAUGACAAUCCAGAGGGAGAGAAUGAGAAUACAAUGAAUACCAUUCGCAAUAAGAUAGCUGAUGCUUUGAGUAGUGCGAGAGGGAGAUAGUUAUGUUGAAGAAGGAU